AGUUUGUUGGGUUGUUUUAGCGGACGCUCUGGGAGGAUCUAAAGCUGAGGAACGAGAUGACGGAGCCAAAGACUACAACCACCAUGAUCCAAUCCUGAGCUUCAACCUUCUAGACGAGGGAUCUACCCGAACCCGAAACCAAAGCACUUCUAAGAACCAAAGCAGCUCAGAAACCAAACGGAACCGCAGUUUACUUUUUUGGUAUUUUUCGUCGUCUACGUUGUAAAGAAUGAAGCUGGAUAACUCGCCUGCAGACAUGAGCACCUGGAGGGAGGUGGACUUCGCCCUGAACUGCACCUACAUCGUACCAGAUCAGGUGUCGGACCCCAGCUUCAACCUGCCCAAAGCCAUGACCUCCAUCCCCAGAAACCUCACCUUCGAGUACGGCGCCGACAACGAGGUGACGGGAGUUUUCAGCAAAGAGUACAUCCCUCAGGGGACUCGCUUCGGACCUCUGCAGGGCGACAUUUACACCAAAGACAACGUCCCCAGACAGGCCAACAGGAAGUACUUCUGGAGGAUUUACAGCGGCGGCCAGCUUCACAACUUCAUCGACGGCUAUGACGUCCAGCGCAGUAACUGGAUGCGCUACGUGAACCCGGGGCGCUCCCUGGCCGAGCAGAACCUGGUGGCCUGCCAGAACGGACGCGACAUCUUCUUCUACACCAUCCGGCCGGUGGAGCCCAAGCAGGAGCUGCUGGUGUGGUACAGCCCCGAGUUCGCCCAGAGGCUCUGUAGAGAGCAGGACGACGGCAGCAGCAAAUACUCGGAUGAGAACCAGGAGCCGGCCUCGGUCCGACCGGCCCAGCAGACGUGGCUCCGGGAUCGAACCAAGGAGGAGGUGAAGGAGGAGGAGGAGGAGAAGAUCGACGUGGAGCUGCUGGAGAGGGACACGCCUCCCGACACGCCUGACGACCAGAUCAUGGACUUCAGCAAGAAGGUGGAGAAGGAGGAGGACCGGGAGGGGACGAUCCGGGACCUCAGGGAGCCGGGUCUGGACCUGAACCCGGCCUACGUCCAGGAGCAGCAGCAGCAGCACCUCCAGGCUGCCCACAGGAACCUGCCCCUGCACCUCCACGGCCUCUACAGCCCCCGGGAGGGCCUGGUGUCGUCCUACCCCCUCUACCCGCCCUCCAGGCCCCUACAGCCGGCCUACCAGUUCCUGCCCCCCUACGGCCCUCACUACCCCCGCCUCCUGCUGCCCUCCUACUCGCCCCCGUUCCCCGGGAUGCUGCCCUCCAGAGGCGCCCUGAGGUACGGCGGCUACCUGGGCUCUGACGGACUCCCGUACCCCCCAGUGGGAGCUCCUAACCUGCUGCCGGUGUCGCUGCCGUUCUCUCCGUCCCUUCAGGGCGGCCUGAAGGAGCUCACCGCCAACGUGUCGCCGCCCCGAGGAGCGCCGGCCACCCCGGAGCUGUCGCCGCCUCCCAAGUCGCCCGAGUCGCCCGAGAGGUCGCCGUCCGGCUGCGAGGAGGCCGUGAACCUGAGCCUGACCGCCGCCAAGACCAGCAGCGCCCCCCGCAACGGGCCGGGCCACAAGUCGCUGCCGUACCCGCUGAAGAAGCAGAACGGAAAGAUCAAGUACGAGUGCAACAUCUGCUCCAAGACCUUCGGACAGCUCUCCAACCUCAAGGUCCACCUCCGAGUCCACAGCGGGGAGAGGCCUUUCCAGUGCAGCCUGUGCAAGAAGAGCUUCACCCAGCUGGCUCACCUGCAGAAGCAUCACCUGGUCCACACCGGAGAGAAGCCGCACGAAUGCCAGGUGUGUCACAAGCGCUUCAGCAGCACCAGCAACCUGAAGACUCACCUGCGGCUGCACUCAGGUGAGAAGCCGUACCAGUGCAAGCUGUGCAGCACCAAGUUCACGCAGUACAUCCACCUGAAGCUGCACCGCCGGCUGCACAGCGGCCGCGACCGCCCCUACCGCUGCCCGCUGUGCGCCCAGGCCUUCUUCCACCGCUUCUCGCUGUGCGUCCACCAGCGCGGCCGCUGCCUCGCCGGCGCCCCCGCUGGCACCAAGGGGCUGGCGGAGCGCUUCGACGCCAGCCAGGAGGCCGACUCUCUGGCCGAGACGGCGACGGCGGCGCAGCUGGGCGAGGCGGUGGAGCGCUGGCUGGCCCGGACGCUGGAGGGCGACGGGAAGGAGGACCAGCGGGAGGCGGCGCUGCUCCUCAAGGCGCUGGCGGCCGCCGUCGGCACCCCGGUGAUGAUGUCGUCGGCGCCGGCCUAUCAGGAGCGAGCCAGCGUGGUUCACCUGCACAAGCGGCCGGCGGUGAAAACGGAAGGACAGUGAAAGGAAAGAGGAAACGAACUGAUCCAAAACAAACAGCAUUCCAAAGACUGGGUUUGAAGAGGGACGGCGUGCCGUUUAAGCUGUGAAGUAUUUAAAACUUUUCCCGCUCAGGUAGAGAAUCUUUGUCGUGCUUUAACUUAUUACUUUUUCUAAAAAGAAUGGAGUCAUUUUAUUUAUUUAGUCGUACCAUAGUGUGUGUGUGUGUUUUUUUUAUUACUUCUAUCUGUCGACGUUUCCAAAGAUUUGAUCUCUGAGGAAAAUCUAAAAUGAUUGACUCAGGAACGACAGCGUGCACUCUAAAAAGGAAUGAACGGGUCCUAAAAAGUCUAACUUAUUGUUUUACGUAAAGUUUUUACGUCGCUAGCAUUACUUCUGAUCGGUUGUUGUCGUGCUAACGUUGCAUUAAUUUAAUGUUUUGUGUCAUUUAAACUCAAACUUCUGCACUAGUUGAUUUAAAAGUAAAUUUAUGUUGAGGUAACUUAAUUAAAUUGGCUUGAUAAUUACAUUUUUAUCCUCCUUAAGUCUAACAUUUUGAGUUCCAUCCUCAUCCUGUAAAACACUAGAGGACCUUUAUUUAUUAAAAUUUGCUACUUGAAACUUAAAUUUCAUCUUUAAUUGACUGAAAAGUGAAAUUCAAGUUGAGAUAACUUUAAAAAAAUUGGUUUAUAUGGUAAAUUUUCUUUACUUUGAGUUGGAGCAACUUAAUGUUUUUAAUUUACGAAGUUAAAAACUUCAUAACGCAAUUUAGCUUUAAAAAUCCCUUUUUAAAGUGUUGCAAUAUAAGUUGGAGCAACUUGUUUUUUUAUAUUUACCAAUUUAAAUACUUAAAUUUCUGCACAAUUGACUGAAAAGUGAAAUUUAAGUUGAGGUAACUUAAUUAAAAUUGGCUUGAUAAGUUAAUUUCUCUUGAUUUUGAGUUGGAACAAUUUUUUUUUUAAAUUUGCCAACUUAAAAAUUCCAUAAUCAACGCAAUUAAACUUAACAUAUCCCUUCAAAAAGUGUUGAAAUUUGAGUUGGAAGAACUUAAUUUUUAUGAGUUUUCAACCAAAGAAAUCGUGUUGAUGCUACCAAAUUUGAUUGAAGAGGAAAAGCUGAUUCCUCCAACUCAGUUUAGUUUGUUGGUUGAACAUAAUAUCAGGAGAAGUUGUCAUAACUCAAUUUUUUUUUAAUUUUCUUGAGCCCAAACCUUAUUUUUUAGAGUGUGGUUUGUUUGGUUGUGCUGCGUUUUUUUCAAACAAGUGUGAGUGAAUAUCGGAACUGUUUGUGGUUAUUUCAUUUAUUUAUGAUUAAAAGGGAAAAAUCAGGUGUCUUGAAACUGUAAUAAUAUGAACAAUGAGCAUUUGCCAAACUUACAAUCAAACAACAUGAAUGUGUUCACCUUUUUCUGAAUUUUCUGACAACUUUCAUCAAAGACUCACAAGAAAAUGUGAAAAUACAGCAACAAACAACGUGUUUUCCUUCUAACUUGCAGCUUUUCACCGAUUUCAAACGUUUCUUACACAGAAAGCUUUACUGCGAAUGUCCGCGAGCUUCGUCCAAAUGUCAAAUGUUGGUACCUCAUUUUCAGUGAUGCAAAAAAACAAACAAAAGCACAAUGUUACAGCUGCUUUUUUUACUUGUUUGUGAAGCACUGGAACAAAAAAUGCAAUGAGGUUUGUCUUUUGGAACUUUACUACUGAGUCAGUAACAAACUUCUUUUAAGGUUUUGUAGGUUUUAUUUUUUGCUUCUUUUGUACAGUUGGUUGGUUUGUGUAGUUUAUUUUUGCAAACAGGUUAUGAGAUGUUGAGAAUUUAUAUGUGAGAGACUAUUUUGAUGAUACUUUUAUAUUUGUAUGAUGUAGCAUAUUAAAGAUAUUGUUUCUAUA
Molecule: messenger RNA, 4158 nt
Organism: Acanthochromis polyacanthus (spiny chromis)
Lineage: Eukaryota; Metazoa; Chordata; Actinopteri; Pomacentridae
Product: PR domain zinc finger protein 1-like
Exons: 7
Coding region: 230-2293 (687 amino acids)
Biological process (GO): regulation of transcription by RNA polymerase II; cell fate commitment
Cellular component (GO): nucleus; cytoplasm
Molecular function (GO): RNA polymerase II cis-regulatory region sequence-specific DNA binding; DNA-binding transcription repressor activity, RNA polymerase II-specific; histone deacetylase binding
Source: RefSeq, a predicted model, not a curated record